UGCAGAGAUUCUUCAGGCAGGCUGGGGACAGCAGCGUUUCUGGAGGCAACGUGCUGUAUGCCUGCUCGCGGUAUGUGCCUGACAGGCAAAGUAACAGUCUUCUGUGAGACGUGGAGCCUCUCUGAGAUUUCUUGCAGCUCUUGACUGGCGUUUUCCUUCUGGGAGGAGGGUCUUUACAGUAGGUUUCACUGAACAGCGCACAGGGCUGGGCUGCAAGAGCAGGAAGGCAGGAUGUUAUCGAGACCAAAGCCUGGGGAGUCUGAGGCAGACCUGCUGCACUUUCAAAACCAGUUCCUGGCAGCCAGAGCUUCACCUGCAGUGAAGAUUGUGAAGAAAGCCGACAAGAGGAAGGGGGAGGAAGGGAGCGCAGAUGCUGAGAGACCCUGGCUACAAGACAGCAAGGAUGUAGUCAUGUUGGAUGAUUUUCCUGAUAUUCUCCCAGCUCUAACUCCAGCUCCUCCAAAAAAGUCCAGGAUCAAAAGUGCCUCUGUCCACUUUGAAGAUGAAGAUGCAGAGGAACGACUGGAGAGACAUGAUCAACACAUUACAGCAGUCUUCAGCAAAAUUAUUGAACGAGACACAAGUGCAGUAGCAGUGACUAUACCAGUGCCCACAGGAGACCCGUUUCCAAAGACGUUUCACCGCUCUGAGAUAAAAAGUGAGGUGAAGGUGGGAUCUGGAAGAAAAAGCAUCUUUGCACAAAAGAUGGCAGCGAGAAGAGCUGCUGAAAAGGCAGCAACGUCUCCCUCUGCUGCCGAGUGCGUGCAAACAAGAUCAGCUGUGCCGGAUGCCCUGGAUCCCGAGGGAUCAGCGGGACAGGCACCUCUCCCCAGCAUCGGGGGUGAUAAAGCUGGUGACAUUUUGACCUCUCAGUGGCCUUGUCUCAUAACGGGAGAGGGUCUUGGAAGCCAAAAGAGUGAGCAGGAAGCUCAAGCUAUUCAUAGAGAGAACUUGGAGAAGCUGCGGUCCAUGUCUGAGGAAGAGAUCCUGCAGGAGCAGGAAAGGCUUCUGGCUCAGCUGGAUUCCAGUUUAGUUGCUUUCUUAAAGUCACGACGUGGUGGCAAUGAAGGCCAGAAAAAGGAAUUAAAAAUGGAACAGAACAGACUGGAGGAGUUUGUGGAAUCUCUGCCUGUGGCUCAGCAUGGUGUAGGAUCAUCUCUUUCCAUGCAGGAGUCAGGUCUGAAAGAAUCUGUAAAGAAGGAAGAAAACGUGAAGGUAGAAAUCACAGAUGAUGAUGAUCUGCCUGUGAAGCCCAAAAAGGAAUGGAUUCACAUGGACAAUGUGGAAUUUGAGAAGCUGGAAUGGAUGAAAGAUUUGCCCUCACCCCGACAGAAGAAAACCCAAAAGGGAAUGCAAGCUCGAUUCAGUUUAAAAGGAGAAUUGAUUCCUGCAGAUGCUGAUUUACCAACACAUCUAGGCCUGCAUCACCAUGGAGAAGAGGCAGAGAGGGCUGGUUAUUCUCUGCAGGAGCUCUUUCAUUUGUCUCGCAGCCAAGUUACUCAACAAAGGACGCUGGCUCUACAGGUUUUGGGUCGUAUUGUUCAAAAGGCCAGGGCUGGAGAGUUUGCUUCCUCCUUGAAGGGCAGCAUUCUGCGUCUGCUGCUUGAUGCUGGGUUUCUCUUCUUGCUGCGCUUCUCACUGGAUGAUACAGUGGAUAAUGUCAUGGCAGCAUCUGUUGGUGCUCUUCGGGCUCUGUUGGUGUCACUUGAUGAUGAGAAAUACCUUGAUUGGACUUUCUCAUGGUAUCAAGGGAUGGCUGCAUUCCCUUUUGUCCCCAACAAUGAGGAGGAGGAGGAGGAAGAGGAAGAAUUAAAUGUAACAGCGAAGUCUCAAGACAAAAAAUUAAAGGAUGAAAACAAGCCAGAUCCAGAUGUGGCCCGAUAUGAUGUUGUAAAGGGACUUUUGAAGACACGGAUCCAGCACCGGCUGAGGUACAUUCUGGAGGUUGUACGACCUGUUCCCACAGUAGUGCUGGAUAUACUGCACAUCCUCACCCACAUAGCCAGGCACUCCUCUGAAGCUUGCAGCCAGCUGCUUGACUGUCCUCGGUUGAUUGAGACCAUUGUCAGGGAAUUUCUCCCUACUCAGUGGGAUCCCCAGGUGGCUGAACCAGGGUGUUUACUCAUCAGCCUCCAUGGAGUUGCUUGCGCCACUGCUAUGAAGUUCAUCAGAGUGUUGGCAUCUGGAGGCCGGAAUGCAACAGCCAGGCUGCUUAACAAAUUUGAAAUGAAAAGUCGGUUAAGUCGAUUUGUAGCUGAAGACCCACUGGAUCUGCCUCUGCCAAGGGAAGAAGCCAUCAGGCUAAGCACUGAAGCCUUCCGUCUCUGGGCUGUGGCUGCUGGCUAUGGUCAGGCCUGUGAUCUCUACAGGGAUCUCUACCCCGUGCUGGUGAGGAUACUGCAGUCCCUGCCUGAGUUGCUCAGCACUUGCCGUGGGAAGAGCCCCCUGACUGAGUUGUCUGUCCAGCGAGCGACAGCAGUAGUUACUCUGCUGAUACAUGUGACGCAAACAGCAGGCUACACGGUGGAGCUGCAGGCCAAGCUGAGUAGUAAUAGCUCAGAAGAUAGUGAACAGAUUCCACCUCCUCCAGUAGUGUGGAAUCAAGUGUCAGGCUUACAGCCCUUCCUUGAGACCAGUCUGAAGAAAUUCCUCCAGGAGAUAUCCCAGACAGAAACUUGGCACACUCUCCAGCCUCUGACCACAACUUACAUGAUCUACUUGGGAGUUUAUUACAGUGCUUGCAGCCAACAGCCAUCAGUCAAUCCAAUUGACUGCUUAGAGGAACUGGAACGUUUGACAUCCGAGGUGAUGCAGCCCCUUCUCAGCCAGCCAGCCAUACACAGCAUGUGGGACUUGCUCAGGCCAUGUUCUGCUUUGUGCAACCCUCUGUCCUGUUCCCCAGCACCAGAAUCUGUCUUCAGCAUUGCGUCUCUGAGUUGCACUGGAGGCAAACCUCCUUUGAGCCUGGUUGGCUCAAAGUCACCUUUCCCCUUCCUCACUGCCCUCCUGUUUCUCAUCAAUAGCAUCACUCACAUUCACAAAGGCCUGACCAGCAAGUACAGCUCUGUGCUGGGCUUCAGAGGCUUGAAGGAUUAUCUGCAUCACAGCUGGCAGACUGGACCUCCCUCUGUAACUCCCUCAUCUGCGUGGAUCCUGCGCCAUGAAUAUCAUCUGCAGUACUUUGUGUUAGCGUUGGCUCGGAGAAUGGCAGGCACUUGUCCGGAUUACGCCCAGCAUGCCUCACUCCAUCACUGUGUUGCCAUGGCAUUGCUAAGCUGUCUGUUGCCAGGGAGUGAGCAUCUGGUUUAUGAGGUUUUACUGGAUCUUGCCUUUAAUCCAGAGUUUCUUCCUGAAGGGAAAGCUGGAGGGCCAGAAGCAGCUGACUUCUCUGAUAUCCUGCAUCUGGGUACCAGUGCCAAACUGGCACAGCCUGGCUCUGCAGCAGCAUUUUUUUCAAAGGCUACUCGUGGUGCCCUGCUGAGAGAAUCCUACCAGAAUCUGCCUUUCAUCCGCUCCUGCUACCUUUCUCAUUUUGUCCAUUUGCAGCCUACCCUUAUGCGUUCCCAAGCAUCCUACCAAGGACGGAAUUACCUUAUCCAGUCAAUGCUUCUUCCUGAGGUCAGAGGGCCCAUCCUGCCUUCAGACUGGCCGUUCUUUCCGCUUAUCAGCCUCUACAACAAAGUGACAAAUGCAGAGACACGUGGGGCUGUACUGAACUCUCUCCCACUUGAUCUUGUCAACACUGUGACCGGGAACCUGCAGUGGGUCUUGUUACUAGAAACCUGGCGUGCUAAAACUCUUCAGAGCAUCCCUACUGCUGCCAAACUUGCACGGCUCAUGUGUGUGUUCCUCACAGGCAGUGAUCUCUUUCUAGAAGCACCGAUCCACCACUACACGGCUGCCGUUCUCUCUGUGUAUUGCCAGCCCAAGGCAUUGGACUCCCUGAACUUGGAUGCUCCUCUCCCUGGUUUGGCAUCCUUCCACGAUCUCUAUAUAAGUCUCCUAGAGCAGUUUGAAGGUGUCUCCUUUGGAGAUCCACUCUUUGGAGUCUUUGUUCUUCUACCUCUACAGAAGCGUUUCAGUGUUCAUCUGCGUCUCGCUGUUUUUGGGGAGCACACAAGUGUCUUGCAUGCGCUGGGUGUGCCGCUCCAGCAGUUUCCUGUGCCUCUCGAGCGGUACACUUCCCCUCCUGAGGAUAACCUGAACCUCCUGCGACUCUACUUCCGAACACUGGUCACUGGUGCCCUGCGCCACGCCUGGUGCCCUGUUCUUUACGUGGUGGCUGUGGCUCAUGUGAACAGCUUUAUUUUCUCCCAAGACAGCACAACGCAGGAGACUGAUGCUGCUCGGAAAAGCAUGCUGCGGAAGACGUGGCUGUUGGUGGAUGAGACCUUGAAAAAGCACCUACUCUACUACAGACUGCUGAACGCAGAGAGCGCUUUGGGGUUUGACCUUUAUGAACAGCUCCCUCCCGUGCGACUGAAGUACCUGCAGAUGGUCACACAGAAAGAAAAUAAGGAGAAUGCACCAGCACUAGUCUCAUAGUGAAACACUUGUGUGAGAGGACGGCCAAGGUGAAGAAUGGAUGAGCCAAGUUUAUGCUUCACUGAUGAAACUACAUGCACUCCAGACCGUUUCAGUGUCUUACCUGGACACUCUUGGCAUCUUUGCGAAGUGAAGCACUAGUAGAACGCUCCCUGCCCCAUGGAACUACACAUCUUCUCAAGAUAUGACAGUAUGUGUGUGUGGCCUCUCUGUGAAUGCUGGAGCAUUUUUCUCCAUUCCCUUUCAGGUGGUUCUGCUUCUCCCUGGAGGUGAGAAUGUGUCUGAAAUGCACUAAACUGUUGAAUAAACUGAAGGAAGUGGAAAAGCUAUUUUGUUCAGUCAGCUGGAGCCUGUGUGUUCUGAAGAUUAAGUCUUUCUUCCCCUGAUCUUUCCCUUGCUUUUUUUGUACCUGGAAUCUUGAAUGGUCUUUUCCCCACACUGUCCCCUGCAAACAAAAUGAAAGUACACAGGGAAGAAGCUGAUCCCAAGAGCUGCUUUUUAAAAAAUAUAUAUACAAAUAGUUUCUCUGGGACAGUGUUCUGUGCACGCAGUCAGUCACACAAAUGUAUUGUGUCAGACCUCUAAGGGAAAAUAGUUCCCAGUGCAGUGGUACAAACACUGGAUAUCCUCCCUUGGCUGUUUCUUGGAUAGUCUUUGAACUGCUUUAUUUUCUCCCUUAAUUUGGUUACGUGCAUAACAAGAUCAAAAAUAAUUUCUUUGCGGGGCAGGAUGCUUGGCAGUAACCAUUCCCCAUUAGAGAAAAAAGUGUCUGCUUGUUUAACUAGAAAAAAUAUUGGUUGCCCUCUGAAAGAGAGGAAUGUAAUUUAAAUUUUAAAGUGAAGUUCCUAAGCUUAAACCUAAUUUUAAAAAUUCCUAACUUUAUCCCACUUCUACAUCCAAAUUCUAUAUUGCAGCCUCAGACAAGAAGGGGUACAAAUACAGUGCCCUAAAAGGCUCAUCACAAGAGUCAGGUCAAGUCUAGAGUUUACCCUAGGUGUGCUCUCAUUGGGUAUUUCAUUUAUAGCCAAUAAUUUCUGCAGAACUACAGUUGCAGCCUAGCCUGAAGACCUAAGCCUCUCUCUCCCUGUGAAACAGGCCAAGCUAGCUUCCCUCUAAAGAAAUCGUUCCUGUAUUAACCUUUCUUCAGUGAAUGUCCUAAUAAGAGUGUGAAAGACUGUUAAUAGGCCAGCUUGUAAUUGUUGAAAUUGUUCCAGACAAGAAACAAAUUCCAGCUAGCAACUUUAUGGCUGAAGUGCUGUCUUUGCAUUGGCAGUUUUCUAAAUGUACCAUUCUCCCUUAGGUUGCCAGAAAACAUACUGUUUCAUCUUUUCCCCCCUUAUUUUAGCUAGGACAUGGGCAGAACUGAUCUUUCAUUUUAAUCUCCACACUGCCCCCCAUCACCCCCAAUUGCAGCUCUUGAUCUGUGGUUUCUCUGUGCUGCAGAUCAAUGGCACACAAAGAAAAGCACAGUAGUCAACAUGGGUUUUUUUGUUGUUAAUUAUUUUAAAAGUACUGGAUGUGAUUAAACGUUUAAUCAAAGGCAUUCAAGUUUCUAUUCUGUCUAAUGGUGAGAGCCCAGCAGUUGCCUUUCAGGAUCAAUGGAUGGUAAAAUUUAAGGACUCCUAGCUGCCCAUUUAAGAGCAGCCUUCAUCAAGGACUUUGCCUUUUGCUUUUCAGACCUCCAGUUAUAAAAACUCUUCCAGUCCUUUGUGUGAUGCAAAGUUGAGUUUUGUAAUGUGUACAGGGUGUAAAUAAAUAUUUUUGGUAGCUCUGCAGGGGUCUUUUUGAACUAUGAGAAUGCUCUCCUUUAUUUAAAUCUUUCUUGAAUUUGUGUGGUUCUGUUUGUAAUUUAUCAACACCUUGGGAAUGCAACUGCUAUGAGGAAAUCCACUAAUCUUUGGAGCUCUCUAGGAGAGCUCUUCAAGCCAAAGACAUCAUCCUGCUUGUGUGGUGGGUCAGUAACACAGGGUAGCAAAUGCUGUGUGUGCUUGGGGAGGGUGCAGGGUGGAUAUUAUGUGAUUUGUUAUGUGCCACAGGUGGGAAGACUGUAAAUAGAACUGUGUGCAGAUGGCGUUUGUAGGUGAUGAGAGAGGAGGUGGAUUUCAUUUAUUUUGUGAACUCUGGGAAGGAAAGGAUCAGGCUUUUGCCUGAUUCUCAAAAGCCCCUCUUGUUCCCAAAUGUUCCUUAAGCCAUCAGUGUGUGCUCGGAAAAUACUACAUCUCUUGACAUGAAAUUCUGAUGCAAGCAUCAGCAACAGAGGGAAGGAAAGGAAGGGAUUCCAAAUAAUUCUACAGGUCACUGUUGUGUGCACAACAUCCUAAGGAAGCUGCAUGUGAGCUGUAAGCUUUUAAAAUGUGGCAGUCACUUGAGUUUAGGAUUGCUAUACCAUCUUCAUUUUUUUUUUAAGAGCCUUCUGCCAGAUUUCUCUGCAGAACACUAGAGGGCAUUGCUUUAUCUAGUUUAAAUGCAGACUUUCUGUGCUCAGCAUCAUCGGGACUUAAAAAACACCAAGAAACAUCCAACCCUUAAACCUGGUUUGAAUUUUCUGCAUUUUUUAUCUUUGCAUAUAUUUUUGGAGGAAGGGUGGAGAAUUAAAUAUUUUUUGAUGUGAUUGGUUGCUAAGAAUUGUUCAGUGUUUUAACAGCAGGAGCAUUUUGGAAAAAUCCUGAUAGAGUGAAUGGAAGCUUAAAACUUAAUGCAGUCUGCAGCAGGACCACAAUGUGCUAGUUCUGUUAAUGCAGUUUAAUCCUGAUCAGAGUAAAUGAGGAGAUGAAUAAAAUUAAAACAGUCCUAAAAGUUGAUGUGACUUCUUAACUCUGUAUCAAAAGCUUAAGAUUUCUUGAGAAGAAAAUAAUUCUGCUGAAAUAAGACCCACAAAUAGGUUUAUGGG
Athene cunicularia (burrowing owl) is the source of this 7435-nucleotide messenger RNA. It is a transcript of the gene RPAP1, whose product is annotated as RNA polymerase II associated protein 1. The record is from RefSeq and is a predicted model, not a curated record. Gene Ontology annotation, cellular component: nucleus. NCBI's taxonomy places the organism in Eukaryota, Metazoa, Chordata, Aves, Strigiformes, Strigidae. The transcript has 25 exons. Gene Ontology annotation, biological process: transcription by RNA polymerase II. Bases 232 to 4545 code for a protein of 1437 amino acids.